Dentiscutata erythropus is the source of this 609-nucleotide messenger RNA. Lineage: Eukaryota; Fungi; Glomeromycota; Glomeromycetes; Diversisporales; Gigasporaceae. The record is from the annotation of a GenBank genome assembly.
AUGAUAAAGAAAUUUACAUCUUUGUUCAUUUUGUUCCUUCUUAUUUUCAUUACUGUUGUCUUGGUCACAUUUGAAGGCUCAUUGGUAGUACGGGCAGAGAAAUCAUGCAACUCCAAACGUUCUCCUUUGGAGGCAAGACAUAAAAAAUGUGAAUGUACUGUUGCCACUUCUGUAUUUAAUGACACAGUUAAUGGCAUCAUCGUUUACUAUCAGGAUGUAUGUGGUGACACUACCGCCGUCGGUCUUUUCAAGAGUGGUUUUAAACAAGGUCACAAAUAUGAUUUCCUAAUCACCAAUGACUGCGGAGAGAUUCUUCAUAAUAUGACUUCUGAACUAAAUGUUAUGUUUGUUAACGAUGGUACUUCUCCGUUUAAGGCCAAACUUGAUGGCGUUAAUCUUAACUGUGACAAUACUGGUAUCUUAAAUGCUAUCACUUCCAAGCCUCCUAGCUCCGACUCCUCCAAUUCCACUGCUCCUUCUAAACGUCAUUAUUAUGAAGAUCCUUGCGCUUCUAAAUAUUCUAAAUAUCGGAAACGCGCUCAGGGUGCAGAGACCCAUAUUUAUGAAGAUGGUAACUCGUAUAGCCAAGCUUUGAUUUCAACGAUUUAG